AUGUCCCAGCAUCCGCCCUCUUGGGCCUUUGAUGGCCUUGAUGACCCCCCGGCCUCACCGCGAACGAUGCGCAAUCUGCGAAAGAUCCGAUCUCAUCAAGUCCUGACGACGUCUAGCGCCCUGAUCGCACAAACCCAGUCAUCUCGCUCUUCAGGGGCUCGCGCAACCGAAACAGGGUCGGCGGUGACACCGGGUAGCAUUACUGCGCGAACUCCCACGCAUCGCCGAACUCGAUCAAACAGUGACGCGGCUGCUCGAGCCGCAGCUCUAGCGUCUACAGUCCCGGCGCAAAGACGCCCAGCACGGAAAACUGGCUCGGGCAUCGGUAUUAAGCGGUCGCUCUUGGAGAACCUGCUACGCGAUGGGCCACAUAAUGGCAAGACCAGUGAGGGUUUACAAGAACUGAAGUAUCUUGUGUUGUCAUGCAGAGUUGAUGCAGAUGGAGACGGCAUGUCUCCAUAUCGAAUCUACCUAUGGCUGGUUCUUCUCAACAUCCCUCCUGUACCGACCGACGACUACCUCGCUCUUAUCCACCGUGGCCGUUCUCCAGCCUACGCCAAAAUCCGCAAUGACACUUUCCGUACUCUAGCCACCGACCCCCUUUUCAAGCGCCGCGUCACUGAAGCCAGUCUCAUCCGAUUGCUCAACGCUGUAGCAUGGAAACUGCACGACUCGAAAGUGAAACCAAGACCCAAAUCCCGGCCUUCUUCCUCCAGGAGACUUGAAAUGGAGCUCCUGGUAAUCACACCAUCUAGAAUCGAGGAGGAGUCGGAGGAACCGGGAUCUUCAAACAGCGCUACAAUUAACGAGACUGCGAUGUACGUGCAAGGCAUGAAUGUCCUUUGCGCGCCAUUCCUUUAUGCAGCCCGCAGCGAAGUUGAAGCAUACGCUUUAUUCCAUUACUUCGUCACGAAGGAAUGUCCAGGUUACAUCCGUGGAGCUAUGGAUGGCGUGCAUAAGGGUCUCCGACUGGUCGAUAGGUGUCUGGAAGUUGUGGAGCCUAAAUUAGCUGCCCAUCUUUUCUCCAAGGGAAUGCAUGCUGAGCUCUAUGCUUUCCCAUCUGUCCUCACAUUUUGUGCCUGCACACCACCUCUUCCAGAGGUUCUUCAUCUAUGGGAUUUCCUCUUUGCAUAUGGCACACACUUGAAUAUUGUUUGCAUUGUGGCUCAAUUACUCCGCAUGCGAGACUCUCUUCUUGAGAGCGACAAUCCAAACAAAAUUCUCCGAAAUCUACCUCCCCUCGAUGCCGAGAAGAUUAUCGCUCUAACCGUGCUUUUAGCACCGAAGAUUCCAGCUGAUCUAUAUGCUGAGAUGGUCAGCCACGCGAAAUGA
Penicillium malachiteum is the source of this 1332-nucleotide messenger RNA. Its product is annotated as TBC domain-containing protein. Gene Ontology annotation, cellular component: mitotic spindle pole body. The transcript has 3 exons. Gene Ontology annotation, molecular function: GTPase activator activity. Gene Ontology annotation, biological process: activation of GTPase activity; negative regulation of septation initiation signaling. The record is from RefSeq and is a predicted model, not a curated record. The coding region runs from base 1 to 1332 and encodes 443 amino acids. Lineage: Eukaryota; Fungi; Ascomycota; Eurotiomycetes; Eurotiales; Aspergillaceae.